Molecule: messenger RNA, 5719 nt
Organism: Apus apus (common swift)
Lineage: Eukaryota; Metazoa; Chordata; Aves; Apodiformes; Apodidae
Gene: NIBAN1
Product: niban apoptosis regulator 1
Exons: 14
Coding region: 9-3380 (1123 amino acids)
Source: RefSeq, a predicted model, not a curated record
GCGGCAGGAUGGGCGGCUCUGCCUCCAGCCUGCUGGACGAGAGCAAGUGCACCUACAUCCGAGGAAAGACAGAGGCUGUCAUCAAGAACUUCAGCCCGCACUACCGACGCCAGUACGCGGUGACUUUCUGCAGGCAUGUGCAGGAGGAGCUGGAGCAGCACCGGGAUUCCCAGUCCCGCUUCCUGAAAACCAAGCCCCCGUUGGAAGCUGGGACAGUCUUGUACGAGGCAGAGGUGCUGCAUUUUGCUGAGGACCUGAAGAAGUGGAAGGACCGAUACGUUGUUAUCAAAAACGACUACACUGUGGAUUGCUUUGAGACUAAGGAGGCCUACCAGAAGGGAGCCAGCCCUAAAUACCAUGUUCUUCCUGCAGGAGGCAAAGUUCUGACUUCAGAAGAGGAUUACAAUUUGCUGUCUGAUACACAUUUUCCUGAUCCUGUUGGGCCGAGUGAGAAGGAGGUGGCUCAAGCCUUCGUUCCGCUGCCGAGGGAGUUCCCGGUGUUCCUGUGGCAGCCCUUCUCCCGCCACAGCUGCUACUGCUUCCCGGAGCCGGCGGCUCAGCGGGAGUUCAGCGCCGUGCUGGGGGACUGCGUGAGGCACUCCAACCAUGAUUUUCUCAAGCAGGCCACGUAUGAAGUCGAGGCGUUCCUGGAGGCCAUUCAGUUCUUCCGGCAGGAGAAGGGCCACUACGGGACAUGGGAAAUGAUCACUGGCAACGAGACAGAGAUCCUGAGCAACCUUGUGAUGGAGGAACUCCUGCCUAACCUUCAGACGAUGAUCCUGCCUAAAAUGAAAGGGAAGAGGAAUGACAGGAAGCGGGCCUGGCUUGGGAUUGUAGAAGAAACUUACAGCCUGGUCCAGCAGCAGGUGUCAGAAGGACUAAGUACCUUGAAAGAAGAAUGCAGAGAUUUUGCAAAAAACCUUGAAGGAACUAUUCGCUCAGACAUGGAUCAGAUUCUGAACUCCAAGAACUACUUAGCUGGAAAGAUCAAAGGCACUGUUUCUGAGCCUGCCCAGAAGUGCUGCACAGAAAAUAUCCAGCCCUUUCUUGCCUCCAUAUUAGAGGAGCUGAUGGGCCCAGUGAGUUCUGGAUUCACCGAAGUCCGUUCACUUUUUGAUAAAGAAGUUAAUGAAAUCAUCCAGGACUUCCAGAAGACAAAUGACAUCACAAAGCUAAAGGAGAAUGUGGAUCAGUUUAUGAACCUACCAUUCAACUCUGUGAAAAUGGAGCCCUGCUAUCUGAAAGUGAACCUCCUCCAGGAGCUCCUCCAAGACCUCAAGAGUCGCUUCAAGGUGUAUCACAUUGAUUUUGUGAUUCAGAGGACACAGAACUUCAUGCAAGAGCUGAUGGAAAAUGCAGUUUAUACUUUUGAGCAGUUGUUCUCUCCAAGUCGCCAGGCAGACUCAGCCAAAGUUGCAACAACCAUUGAAAAAGUCAAGCUGAGAGUACUGAAGCAAUUUGAUUAUGACAGCAGCACUAUCCGUAAGAAGAUAUUUCAAGAGGCACUGGUACAGAUUACUUUGCCCACCAUGCAGAAGGCACUGGCUUCAACCUGCAAACCAGAGCUGCAGAAAUACGAGCAGUUCAUUUUUGCUGAUUACACCAGUGUGAUCCAAGUAGAGAAUGUGUAUGAGGAGAUUUUAUAUCAGACACUGCUUGAAGAAACUCUGAAAGUGAUUAAAGAAGCUGCCAUUAUGAAGAAGCACAACCUCUUUGAAGAUAACCUGAACCUGCCCUGUGAAAGCGUGUCCAGCUUGACGGAGCUGAAGACCCCCUCAGGAUCAGCACAGACCACCCCUGCCAAGAAGCCUUCGGGAGCCCCAGCCGGGACGUGCGGGACGGACGCGCCGAGCGAUGAAACGCUCGUGGUGACAGAACAGAUUUCCUGGGAGAAGGAGGCUGAUGAGCAAGAGUCAUCAGGCACAGAGGCAGGCACUGCUGUGCAUGCAGCUGGUGGGCAGGCAAGCCAAAGGGAAGACGUGGUCGUGACAGACAGCAGCAAAAAUCCAGAGGCCCAGCCAGCCACACUUACACAAGAAGUUGCAGAGGAAAAAAGCACUUUGGAGAAUGAAGACAGGGUGAAAGCAGAGCGUGUGGUGACCACUGAGAGAGAGCUUAAGACACAGCAAGAACCUGUGGAGGAGCAAGUAGCUCUUGGCACUGAAACUGCAGUGAAAGAUUGUGGAGCCAGCCCUAAAAAAGAGCACAAGGCACAAGAAGUAGAGGAAAAGGUCACUUCUGGGAGUCAAACGGCAGCAGAUGCUGUGUUUGUCAGUGGCACUGAAACAGAAAGCAAAGCACAGGAAAAAGCUGCUGAGAUCAAGGUGACUUCCCCACAUGAUAAUGUAGCAGAAGCUGAGAUUCUAGGGAAUGCUGAAAAGAAAAUCAAGAUAGAAAAAGAAAUUACAGAAAAAUUAUCUCAGAGUGAAAAUGAGGUAGGAACAGGGUUUGAAGAGGAUAGUAAAAAAGAAAGCAGUGACCAAGGAGCAAGUACUGUGACAAGGGUUAUUUCCAAGGAUGAAAACAAAGGGAAAGGUGGGGUUGGGGAUAACCCUGAAAAAGAAAGCAAGUCAGAAGAAAAGAGUUGUAAAUCUCCUGAUGAUGUCAAUGAGAUAAGGAGUUUGCUUAUGUUAACAGUUGAGAUACCAGCAGCUACUCCAUCUGAGAACAUAAAGGAGAUUUGUGAAGGUGAGAUACUGAAGUUGCAGGAGCACAAUAAAGGGAAGGAGGAGUUGAGCAAAAUGGCUGCAGCAGAAAGUCAAGUGAGCCAGAUAACCAUGAAUAAAGAUAGAGCUGAAUGCACAGAGUUCAAGGAGGACGGACUGUCUAGUUUGGAGAGAGACAGUAGGAAUUUAGUGGAUGUGUCCCAGGGGGCCUGCAAGAUGGUGCAAGAAGAACGGCUGGUGGAAAGCUCAGAUAUGUCUCAGGAGACAAAGGCAGGGGUGGAGAUGAAGCAAAGCAUUUGGUACACAGGUGCAGGAAGCUGCCACAGUGAUAGCUUGCAGCCAGGGGCUUUGUCUGAAGGCAAAAGGUUCUCUGGGGGGGAAGGAGGGGCAGGGGAUGACCAUGCUGUCCCACUGGAGGGAGGGACUGAGAGCUUUUCUCAUAGUCCUGCUGAAAAUGCCUGCACAGCACCAGGGCCCAUUUUGGAUACAGAAAACCAAAGAACAGGACUGCUGGACCUGCUGGUGUCUGUGGUGCCAGAGCAGGGCCAGGUUAGCACCCUGGAGCUCACAGCAGAUCCAGGGCUUGGUGAGAGUGAAGGGAAGCCAGAAGAUGAAUCAUCCUCACACACAGAAAUAAUAAGCAGAGGAGUAAAAGAGAAUUUCACAGAGGAAAACAGAGAAGAUGGUUAUGCACAGCAAGUCUCCGAAGAGUAAGAAGCAUUUUUCAGCCCAGCCCUGCAGGAUUUAUUUACUCCAGUAAUCCCUGUGUAAUUGUGAAUGCUCACUUGGGUCGGGGCUAGAGGAAAUGGGCUUUCUUGUGGUACCACCAGCUCUUGCAGAUUUAGCACAGAUCCCUUCCUAAGUGGUGGGUGAGAGGUUUCUUUUCAGCUAAGAGCCCUCACCGUUUAAAACCGGGUGACUCUUGGGGAAACUCAUUUUUCAGUGAAAAUUUGCUACCUUUUAUGGCUGUAGGAAAAGUCUGAAAACAUGACCACUGAGUACUUCACAAGCAACACACCCCCAGCUGUGAAGUCAUUUUAACAACUUGACUGUUCUUAGGUGUUUUAGCAGGGGAGUAGCUCUUGGUUUUCAAUUUGAGGAGCACUGCUGUGAUUCCUGGGUGGCUGGUACAGACGUUGCUAUUCGAGGAUGCUUCUGGCAUUUGCAUGCAGUGUAUGGGAAAUAAAUACAACUUUUUGUAGUGAAACAGAACCAAACAGUGAAAUUGGUUGCUCGAAAGCCACAGUCCCUGCAAAUUCUGCAAACUAGUCACUUAAUUAUUUUAAAGUUUUGAUAGAUAUUAAAGGCAAACAAUUCUGAUUUUUUUUUUUUUUUCUCUUAUUGCUCUAUUUAAAACGGGGAAAAUAUGGGAGCAGGUUUCUCAGUCCCACUCUGCACUUCUGGGUUAUUUAGCCUUCCAGAGCACUUUAUGGCUAUUUUAUUUUGUUUUAUUUUAUGGAAGGGAAAGAUGAGAAUGUUUACAAUAACCACAACCAUUAGGCAGCAUCUUUCUGUUUCACUUCCCACCAUAAAAUACAUUCAUGUCUGGCUGUCUAAUACAGAAAAUUCCAAGUCCUGCCAUUCCCAUUCUUCCUGACUUAAGUUAGUUACCCAGUUCUGGAGGCCUGUGUAGGUUCAUAAACUCUAAAUUCAGUUCACUAACUGUAAAUUCCUAAGCUGUAAAUAAGGUUCAUAAAUUGCAGUCAUUGUGAAGGAUCAUAAUCAUUGCCCGUAGUUUCUAAUACAGGCAUAAACUGAAGCGAAAAGGGGUCAAGGGUUAUUCACGGGGUCUUGGGAUUCUGGAGGGCAGAAUUGCCUUUCAAGAGCAGCAAUUAAAAUGAGACCUGUUGCUUUCAUAGCUGGCACGUUGCCAUCCGUGCCACGUCACCAUCUGUGCACAAAGUGCCUUCCACACAUGGUUGCUUGCACCACUCGGAGCCCACAGAGAACAGCCUGGCAGUGAAAGGUGGUCUUGUAAUAAACUGGGCUGGAGAGAUCAAGAUCUCACUUUAGAGAUCAGUUUCAAGGCACCUUAAAAAUUCAGCCUGGUGUUUCAGAGUAAGUAUCCUGCAGCACAGGACAGCAGAGAUUGAUGAUAAAUGCAGUGAGGACUGCAGGACGGACGCCCAUAAAGACAUGGGAAAAAAUAACAAAGCCCUGAGAGCACUAAUACUUGUUGACAUUUAACUUAAACAAGCUGUGUAAAGUCUAUUAUUUAAUGCUAUCAAAAUAUGCUAUAAUACUAACAGAGGAUUGACACUAGAGGAACAGGCAAAUAUUACUGCAUAAGGCAGGAACGUUGUUAACUGGACCAGCUGCCAUCUCACUAGUGUAAAAUAAAUGCAACUCCUAUUUAUUCCAGAAGCCACAAUGUGGUAGAGAAACAUUAAGGGCACAGAUGUUUUCCUUGCUAAAGUACUUUUGACUUGUUCCUUCCUUAUAUUUCAUACAAAAAUGCUAAUUUGCAAACACACAAACCACCACCAGGAAGUCUGGGUUGUUUUUUUGGUGUUUGUUUUUUUUUUUUACCAAUCAAUAGUUAUUUCACUGUCAGCUACUCUGCUGGUUUUUUUCACAACUCAUUAGUUAUGAAUUAGAUACAUCUGCAGAGGAAGUAUGCAGCAUCAUGAUUCCCAGCUUGGUAACUGUUGAGUUAUUUCUGUGGCAGCCUCAGAGCUGGGUAAUCUUUUCCUGUAAUAUGGAAGAAUUGAGUUGUGGAAUACAGAUGCUCAGUGUGUUUUCCUGAGGAAGGAUGGGAAAGAACACGAUAGGCUGAGCCUGUAGGUAACUUUGUUCUGCCAUUUAAAGUUUGUGAUGGCUAGAGGACUGAUUUUUUUUUUUCCCUAGGUGGACAUUUUCUGUACAUUCAGUUGUUUGUAAAUGGGUAGAGAGUUGCACUUUUCUUGUCUUCAGCCAGGCCUGGGUCGGGGGGAUGGCAGUUUAGAGGUCAACAAUCCACAAGAUUACCUCAGACCACCCAUCAAAAAUAAUGGUAAUUCACCCAUUCAGCAAUUUUUGUAGCUGCAUUAAAGUUUCCUACGCUUACCUGCAGU